Messenger RNA from Papilio machaon (common yellow swallowtail), 409 nucleotides. RefSeq lists its product as uncharacterized. NCBI's taxonomy places the organism in Eukaryota, Metazoa, Arthropoda, Insecta, Lepidoptera, Papilionidae. Bases 28 to 384 code for a protein of 118 amino acids. The record is from RefSeq and is a predicted model, not a curated record. The transcript is spliced from 3 exons.
UAUACCAGCGAACCUCUGGUACAUACAAUGUAUACUAUAGUGCUACUGUGUUUACUGGGGGCCGUGUACGCAGUGCCAGAUGCUUUCUUGGAUAGUGUAAGUGACUGCUAUGACUACGAGGACAAAUUCUUAUGCUUUGACAAUUUUAAGAAUGGUCUCGCUUACAGAUUUGGGUUUGAACAACCAGAAGGUAGGAGGCAACAAAAAAGAGAAGGAUUUAUAAAAAAAGAUUCUCUUUCAAAAGGCUUUUUACAAGAUAGAAGCAACGACGGUGUAAGACAUAUAACUAAAAAUAACGCUGAUGACAACGAAAAAAAGUCCAUAUUAGAAAUGAUUGUCAGCGGAAGGGUUCCCGAGGUUGUAAUUGCAUCUAUGCUUGGAUAAAUGAAAUCUGAUAAACGCUUAUAAU